AUGAGGAAUGAAGGAUGGGCGCAGACGGUGCUUCGGCCCGGCAGAGGUCGCGCAUGGACGGAACGGUCGGGGCGCGGGGCGGUGGCGGGAGCGUCCGGGGGAGGGCGUGUCCGCCCGCUCUCGCCCGCGCUCGGGCUCGGGCUCGACCGGGGCGGGCUGGCGAGUAGAAAAGCGGGGGGCGAAGCGCUUCUAAAUGGAGAGCGGGCGAGACAUCGAGGCUCGGGAAAAGACAGAAAGUUGGUGAAUGUGCAAACAAAAGCGUUGAGCGUCGCCUCGAAAGAGAGAGAGAGAGCGAUGGUGAUAAUCGUAGCGGGCACUAUGCAGAUGAGGUGGUGGUGCAGGCCAGAUGAUAUACGCCCAGGAUAG
Messenger RNA from Marchantia polymorpha subsp. ruderalis, 366 nucleotides. The record is from the annotation of a GenBank genome assembly. NCBI's taxonomy places the organism in Eukaryota, Viridiplantae, Streptophyta, Marchantiopsida, Marchantiales, Marchantiaceae.